Messenger RNA from Spinacia oleracea (spinach), 816 nucleotides. RefSeq lists its product as uncharacterized. The coding region runs from base 43 to 699 and encodes 218 amino acids. The record is from RefSeq and is a predicted model, not a curated record. The transcript is spliced from 7 exons. Lineage: Eukaryota; Viridiplantae; Streptophyta; Magnoliopsida; Caryophyllales; Amaranthaceae.
AAAGUUGCUCUUAUUUGACAAGUGCAUCUUUUCACAAAAAAAAUGUUAAAAAAAUCAAAAAUUAAAUCAUUUCCCUGCUUGUUCGUGGGAAGCGCAGCUCUUAGACCUUUGCUCCCUCCUUUGCUCCCUCCUCCCUUUGCUCCCUCCUUCCUCGCUGCUCCCCUAAACCCAAACAACUUCACCGGCGACGCCUCUGGUCAACUUCACCGAUCUCCUCUCCUCUCUUCUCUUCAGCGCCGCUGCGCUGUGACCAACGCUCCAACACCUCACCUCCACCUUGCACCCUACUUAGUAUUGGGCAGGCAAAGCGAGAGAAUACACAACCUUGCUUUCCAUGCAACGGCUCUGGAGCUCGUUACAGAUUUUAAAAAGAGUUUGAAUACUGUAAAUUCUGCAUGUGAUGAGGUGCGAAAUUCUGGGAACUUGAAAGAGAUCAUGCAGUUAAUCCUUAAUCUAGGAAAUUUAUUAAAUUCUGGAACUGCAAGAGGAGAUUAUGUGCAGCACAAAAACUUUACAUCAAAGUUCACCCCUUACCAUUCUUCGGCCAAAGAUUUCUGCUGCUGGUUCUUCGUUACAGAAACCAUUCACAAUGAGGUUUUCAAAACUCCAAGGGAGGGGCCCUUUACCAAAAAGGAGUUGGAUGAAGUUCGAGACAAGUGGGCUACUUACUUCAACGAUUGUGAACUACCCUCGGUGUAAUAAAUAGAGAAGGCUUGUAGUUAUUCGUGACCCUUACAUUAUUUUGUUAUUUAUCGAUUUAAUUAAUUACAUUUGAAUUAAUUCGGUAUUAUUAUUGGAAAUUUGAAAUUUAUAUCA